GCAUAGCAGUCUAGAUCAUAGUUUCUCAGUUUUCUGUCUGUCUGUGGUAUCGUUAACAUAGUUAAAUGGACGUGGAGGAGCUCGGUUUCAGCGUUUCUCCAUCGCCUAUAAUCUUACGCUUCACUCUCGUCGUCCUGUUGCUGCUUGUCGGCUUCACAGCUGUUGAAGGUGACUCUCGCGUGGUUGGUCCACUUCAGCCAAUCGUGGCUGCUCCUGGUGAUGAUGUCAUCCUGCCGUGUCACGUGGAGCCUCCGGAAACCGUGGUGGGAAUGACGGUGGAGUGGUCGAGACCCGACCGUCAGCCGGACCCCAGAGAUCGGCUGAGCCGGGUCGAAUACGUGCAUCUUUACCGGGACACCCGCGAGGUCCCGGACAUGAAGAUCUCAUCGUACGUCGGUCGGACAGAACUGUUCACAGAAGGCCUGAGACACGGCAACAUAUCGCUCAAGAUCACGAACGUGACGCUUGCAGACAAAGGGAGAUUCAGAUGUUUCAUCCCAAAGUUAAACGGCCAAAUACAGUCUUCAGUUGUUCAGCUUGUUGUUGAACGAAAAUCUGCUACAACAGAGACGCCUCUGCAACCCAGAAGUCACCGAACUCCUGAUCCGACAAACGAAGCGGAUGGUAAAGGUGGUUUGUCCAGUCAGAACAUACUGACUGUGGUUGUCUGCGUUGUCCUGAUGAUCCUGGUUGUUGUUGUUGGAGUCAUAGUUUAUUUACCACAGAAGUGUCAAAAACAAAAACUUAUAUUGGUACCGACUGUCUAAGUGCACAUUGGUGGACACCGCCACCUACCAAAAGUCCUGUAAGUUUCUCUGAUCUGGAGAGUCUUAAAUGUGAAAUAGAAGAUCUGUUAUUUGUACAGUUGCUGACUUCAUGUCAUGAAGGGGAAAAUAAAUUUGAAGACAUGAUGAUUUUUUGCACCUGCUGUGUCUGGACUGAAACAGGUUUUUUUUUGUAUAGUUUCACCCUAUUUGAAUUUUGUUUCCAUAGCUUUGCAUGUGGCUGGACGUGGCAGUAGUGAAUCACAGUUUACAUUUAAAAGUUUACAUUUAAAUGGAAGACGUUGUUCAGGGAAAAGUUAAAGGGAUCUCUGCUUUGUUACUUCCCUUACUUUUUUUUUUUUAUUUUAUUCUGUUCUAACUUAAUUAUGUGUUAUGUUCUAUGUGUGUGACCUGAAGAGGCUACAACUUACAUUUAAUUGUGUUGUGAAAUACGAGAUAUUUAAACCUUGUAACAGUGACUGUCAAGUUAUGUCUUAACGUAUUCUAAACUCUCGUUCUGUUGUUA
This is a messenger RNA of Sander lucioperca (pikeperch), 1290 nucleotides long. Its product is annotated as myelin-oligodendrocyte glycoprotein-like. The transcript is spliced from 5 exons. The record is from RefSeq and is a predicted model, not a curated record. Lineage: Eukaryota; Metazoa; Chordata; Actinopteri; Perciformes; Percidae. Bases 66 to 767 code for a protein of 233 amino acids.